CAGCGGGGAGAAACUCCACCGAAAAGCCGCCCUCCAUCAACGUCCAAAACUUCUUUCCACUUCCUCACAUUGUGGAACCAAGCCUUUUUGGCAGAUUGUCUCGCUUCUUUGGCAUUCCACAAGCUUAUUUCUGAAUCCUUCCUUUCAUAAUCCACUUCUUCUAUCUUUGCGACUGACUUCAGCGGUUGUAGCUGCGCUCGGCGCAAAACAAACAACAGAACCCCUCCCCCUCCUCUACCUUCGGUCUCUUUCUGUGCAGCCUACUUCUUCGCCGAAUAAAACGCUGACUUCGCAAAAUGGCUGUCGAACUCAAGAAUAAGGGCAACAAGGCCUUUCAAUCGGGAGAUUAUCCCAGUGCCGUAGACUUUUACACCCAGGCUAUUCAACUCAACGACAAGGAGCCUACAUUCUUCACCAACCGAGCUCAAGCAUACAUCAAAACUGAAGCCUACGGUUACGCCAUUGCCGACGCUACAAAGGCCAUUGAGCUCAACCCUAAACUUGUCAAGGCGUACUACCGACGAGGACUGGCCAAGACUGCGAUCCUCCGACCCAAGGACGCCAUUGACGACUUCAAGACAUGUGUGUCUCUCGACCCCAACAACAAAGAUGCCCGACUCAAGCUGGAAGAGUGCAAAAAGAUCGUCCGUCAGCUAGCCUUCUUUGCGGCGAUCGAGGUCGGCGAUGAGCCUUCUGCGGCUGAGGGUCUCGAUCUGGACUCCAUGGUUGUUGAGCCAGGAUAUGAUGGUGUGCGAUUAGGCGACGAGAUGACACAAGAGUUCAUCGACGAUAUGAUGGAACGUUUCAAGACGGGCAAGAAGAUCCACCGGAAAUACGUCUACCAGAUCAUUAUUGCGGUCAAGAAGCUCGUAUACGACGAACCCACCAUGGUUGAGGUCGAGAUUCCUAGCGACGUGAAGCUCACUGUCUGUGGUGACACUCACGGUCAAUACUUCGAUCUUAUGGAGCUGUUCCGCCGUAACGGAACCCCCGACGAGAAGCACUGGUAUCUGUUCAACGGUGAUUUCGUGGAUCGAGGUUCUUGGUCUACUGAGAUCGCGCUGCUCCUCCAUGCUUACAAGUGGCUGCGACCUAACCAGUUCUUCUUGAACCGUGGUAACCACGAAACGGAUGACAUGAACCGUGUCUACGGUUUCGAGGGCGAGUGCAAGGCCAAGUAUAACGAGCGGGUCUUCAAGCUGUUCUCUGAGAGCUUUUCUGCUCUUGCUCUGGCCACUCUCAUUGGCAAGAAGUACCUUGUCCUUCACGGAGGUCUUUUCUCUGAUGACAGCGUCACUCUUGACGAUAUCCGAAAACUCAACCGACACAACCAGCGACAGCCCGGUCAAGCUGGUUUGAUGAUGGAGAUGCUCUGGACCGACCCCCAGGAGGAGAACGGCCGAGGACCCAGCAAGCGUGGCGUCGGUAUGCAGUUCGGUCCCGACAUCACCAAGAAGUUCUGUGAGAAGAACGGCCUUGAGGCUGUUAUUCGAAGUCACGAGGUUCGCAUGGACGGUUAUGAGGUGCAGCACGAUGGCCGCUGUAUUACCGUCUUCUCUGCCCCUCGAUACUGUGACUCAACAGAAAACAGGGGUGCCUACAUCAACAUUGGCCCCGACUACAAACUCCAGUACGAGCAAUUUGAUGCUGUGCCUCAUCCCGACAUCAAGCCUAUGGCAUAUGCGCAAAGCUCUCUCAUGUCUUCUCUGAUGUAGAAAAAACGGAGAGCCUUUAGAAAGCGACACUGGCGGCGAUUUCACAAUGUAUUCAGGUCCUGGGCGUCUGGAAACGGUGCAUUUGCAGGGUAGGCCGAUGG
Molecule: messenger RNA, 1816 nt
Organism: Fusarium redolens
Lineage: Eukaryota; Fungi; Ascomycota; Sordariomycetes; Hypocreales; Nectriaceae
Product: Metallo-dependent phosphatase-like protein
Exons: 7
Coding region: 297-1715 (472 amino acids)
Cellular component (GO): cytosol; nucleus
Molecular function (GO): protein binding; protein serine/threonine phosphatase activity
Source: RefSeq, a predicted model, not a curated record